ACACCAUCUCAGACUCUGGCCGUAAUACCACUUCUUAUAUUAUGUUUAGUUUCUCGAUUGCUCUUCGACAGCAUACACACAUUGCUCUGCGAUAAAUAUUGAUCGAGCUUUAAGUUUGUCUCAUCAUCCAUUUGUUCCUAUUUUUGCGAUUUAUUGGAUGCGCGCGCGAUCUUUUCAGCUCUCCGUGGCACCGGAUGGGUGAAUGUGCGCCUCCAGAUUGCAAAUAGUGGUGGUCUCAACUAGCUCUUGCCGAUGGUGUUUGCUGCCAACUCCGAAGGGGCCCCACUCAGUCCGUAGUAAACCAUCGGUGUGCACGGUGGAGGUGCUUUUUGGGUGUUGUGUGUGCGCGCGCGAUUUUCGCGAAGAAUUCCCAAACAGUGGUGCUUUGAAACUCUCGCAAGUGAUUGUGCGAAGGAAAAUAUUUGUUUGUUUUUUUUGCAAAUUAAAGGAUUAAAAUGGUGAACAAACAGUACAACGUUCAAGCUGGUAAAGCGACAAAACCGAAAAAUUACUCACCACCACCCAAAAGGGAUUUAAGUGCUAUUUCAACUGUGCCAAAUCCACAAUUAAAUAAUUUAGAUCCCGACAUUGAGCCACAAAAUUUCUCAAAUGCCUUCUUCAAGAACAUCACCGAGGAUUAUUCUCAGUGUCCCGGUGAAGAAUUAAAUAAAUGUGACGGUGUGAGUGUUAAGGAUCUCUCAAUUGGAGAUAUUGGAAGAUUUCAAUACAUCCUUCAGAUGGAUAAAGAAAUGGGAUCACAUCCAGACACCCUCUACAGAAUACCCACCAACAGACCCACAAAUUCAUCGAGCACAUCAUCAUCAAAUUCCAUUGGUAGCACAUUGCACAACAUUAGCUUCUGGAAGGCAACCGGGAGUCAAACACCAAUUGCAUCCACAUCAUCCACUCGCCGGAGAUGGAGUCACAUUUCAAGCAUCUCCAGCAAAUGCUGGCAAUACAUCAAAUGGCCACUGGCGCUCCUAUUUAUAUGUGGAAUUCUAGGAGUAGUUGUAUACUAUGUAGUUAUCGAGAGCGAGUUAAAUAGCAAUCUUGCGAAUGAGAUUCAUGGUGCCUCACUGGGUGAUGUGUCGUUAGAAUCAGACCUCACGGUGGAUUUCAAUGAUCUGGAUAAAUUAAGUGAGGAACGUGUAAAGCCGGGCAUAAUAAAUGGCCAUGCGAAUACAUUCAAUGCCACCGAUCUUGCCACAACACUCAAUCAAACCACAGAGGAGCUACUGGAAGUCAUCAAGGGGCCGGAUUUGGCCAAUCGCUUGAAUGAUGAUUCAGAAGUUUUUGCGAUUUUCGUGAAAAAACCCUCAAGUACAACGGAGAGUGCAUCAUCGGUGGAAAAUGUUACAAAUGACACCGUGAGGCCCACAACAGUAAGACAGAGCGCAGAUGCAGCUGCAACGGAGCGGACGAAUCCAACGAAAUUAGUUGUACCCACGCGGGAGACGCUGCAACAGUAUGGAUUCACAUCGGGGCAUCAGAAUAACUUUGGUAUACCCAUUGAGGAGGACGAGAGGAUUCUCGGUAUUCUCAAUGCGGAACUCAUAAAGAAUCAAAAUGGAAGCGCAUCACAUUCCUCCACAACUGAUGCCAGUAUCUAUCGCACCAGGGUCUCCCCAACGCUGCCCAUCAUCUCCAAAGUAGAUCAUACGACAGAAGGUGUGAAGAAUAAUGGCAGUGAUGAUGGAAUUUGCAAGUCAACAUCCCUCCCCCUUUGCCGAGGCGUUCUUCCGUAUGAUCUAACAUCACUCAAUCGGAAGCAACUGAAUCAAGUUGAAUUGGAUCAUCUGCAGUACCUCAUUGAGGCACACUGUUCAAUCCGUGCUGCGGAAUUUGUCUGCACAGUCCUUGAGCCAGAGUGUCGCCCAGCAAAAAUGGGAAAUCCCCUGGAGCCGUGCAAGAGGAUCUGCAAAUCCAUUCUGGAGGCAUGCAGCCAUGUUAUUGCUAGUUCAGAAAUUCUCACCACCAUGUUCGAUUGCGACAGCUAUCCGGAUUCAUUGGAUCGCAACGUGUGCGAAGAUCCGACAAGACGUGGGAAAUGCUACAAGAACGAAUUCAAAUGCUUGGACUCAACGUGCAUCCCACUCCAAUGGAAAUGUGACAACAUUAAAGAUUGCGCCGAUGGAGAUGAUGAAGAAAAUUGCAAAUUUUGCGAAACCAACGAAUUUCGAUGUGUGUCAAAUGAGAAGUGCAUCCCGGAUAAAUGGCGAUGUGAUCACUACAAAGAUUGCCCGGAUGAUUCAGAUGAGAUGGAUUGUGAGGAAGAUGAGGAUGCAAGAAGCUUCCCACUGUCCUAUGGGAAUGCCAGGGUUUAUCCUUUCGUGCAUCAACAGGCUCCAAAUAGUCCCAACAGCCGUCCCUACUUGACAAUCUCCGGAGAUGAUCGCCUUGCCGGUGAAGUGACCAAAUCUCGAGCUGCUGAUGAGGAAAAGGACAUCUAUGCCUUCUCGGAUGAUGAUCACUUUGAGAGAACCAUACCAAAUACCACCCUCCUCCCAGAUGCAAAAGCAAAUGAAAGUGACAACGAUGAAAUUCAAAGUGAAGCAGCUUCCGGGCGAGCUGUUCAGUACUCCAAGAGUCUCGCUAACUUCCAAGACAGCAAAGAGAUAAUGAUGACAAGUGAUUCUGAAGCAGACUACAAGUACUCAAGUACGGAUCGUGUUACACUGAGAACAGCCCACAUAUCACCAUGCCCGGAAGGGGAACUUCGCUGUAUCAGUGGUAGAUGUAUCUCUGUGAAUCAAUUGUGCGACAAGAUCACGGACUGCCCAGACGGUGCCGAUGAAGCGAUGUGUGUCUACAAGAAUUAAAAAAAAGCCCAUCCAACGCAACUCAAGAGGGAAUUAAAUUGUCGCUGAAAAAUCUUUUACAAACACCUCUUCAAAAUAACCACAAAGAGUGGAUUUCCUGUCAACAUUUCUUUCAUCCCAUUGACCAUUCAUGAUGGAGUAUUAUUACCAUUAAUGACAAGAAACAAAAAAAAACUACAAACUUUUCCUUAAUCUUUAAUUGUGAUAAAAAAAAGUAGGAUCUUAGCCAUAAAUUCACUCUUAUUUCUAUAACAAAUAAAAUGCGCUAUCAAUCUUUUACCAUCUCAAAAAAAAAGUCAGAAAAGGGUUUAGAAGAAAGCUCCAAAUAUCAUAUUUCUCAGAGGGAUAGAGCAAAAUGUUUAGAUCAUAGUUAGAAGAAAGUUUCCAGCAUACAUCUCUUGCUGCUCUACUUUCGUUAAGAAUGAUAUUUUAGCUUUUUUUCUAUAACCCUUAUUUGAUCUUUUAGGGCCCAAUCCCUGCAAAUUAUACCAUUUAAUGUGAAAAAGUAUUUUAAUUCUUUGAGAAAAAUCCAUAAAGUCUUUCGUUGAAAAGUAUUUUAGGGAAAAAAAACUUUAUUUUCUAAUGAAGAAGAAAAAUUGAUGUUGUUUUCAAUUGUUGUUUUUUUAAUUUGUUGAAAAUCUAAGAAAAAAUUCCAUUCAAUUUGGCAUUAUUUAAUUAAAAUAGUGAUCUAUAUUUCUAUAGAUAUUACACUUUUACACCAAACCAAAACAUCUCAAUUAUUCUUUUAAGAAAUUAUAGAAAGCUUUGAGAGCUUUCUAAAAGAAUUCUGUAUAGCACAGCUUUGUAGAAAAGGAGUCUAUUCACAUUUAUUCAUGAAAUUAAUUUUAAUUUGAACAUAAAUUUCUAAGGAAAUGUAAAGAAAAUUUAAUUUUUUUUUACAAACAUCCAAAAAUUCUUUUCAUUUUCUAUUUUCUAAUGAAAUCAAUUGAAAAAAAUCUUAUUUUCAUUUUACGCAAUAAUGCUCUCCUUGACGUAUUUUUUGCAAUUUUCUCUUUGAUUUUAGAACUUUCCUGUAACAUUCAAAUUGGGAAAAUCUAUAGGGUAUGCUAAUAGCACGCCUAAUUAACAAAAAUUCCCAAUAUUGACUCAAAAUGAUAAUUGGAAAUACAUUAAAUGGAACAUUUUGCUGUAAAAAGGCACAUGAAGCAUAUGCAUCAUUGCUUUAAGGAUUUUUUCUCCAUAAAAAUAUCAAACUGCUUAAUUUUAUUGCAGGAUAAGAAGUUUUUUUUUUUUUUUUAAAUAUUUUUUUAUUGAAAAAUACUUUUUAAAAGAAUUAAUGGAUCACUAUUUUUUCAAUGCAUUCUGAGAGACUUUUCUUUUGAUUAAGAAUUAAUUUUGAAGAUUUUUCAACAAAAAAAAAAGAUCUGAUUUUAUUUACAACAAAAAGAAAAACUCAAAUGACAAAAAAUGUAUAAAAUAAUGUAAUUUUUAGUGAAAUAAAUAAGAUAAUUUUGUAUAGAUAUGGAAAA
Messenger RNA from Lutzomyia longipalpis, 4309 nucleotides. RefSeq lists its product as uncharacterized. The record is from RefSeq and is a predicted model, not a curated record. The coding region runs from base 456 to 2819 and encodes 787 amino acids. Lineage: Eukaryota; Metazoa; Arthropoda; Insecta; Diptera; Psychodidae. Gene Ontology annotation, cellular component: plasma membrane. The transcript has 8 exons. Gene Ontology annotation, molecular function: protein binding.